UCCCUUAGUACCUCAACGGCCGGCCCUGCUUUGAAGAAUUCAAAACUUUGCGUAAGAAUCAAACCUUAUAAUACGUAUAUCCGCAGUGGUGAGCAGAUAUGGAGAUGGAAGUGCAAGAAGUGGACUCCAUGAUACCACUGGCUAUGCAGUGGUUUCAACACACAAAUGAUCUCAAUUCUACUCUGCAGGCCAUUGCAGUAACAGAUUCCGACACUUUCGUCCUCAAAGUGGACGUAAUGGAGCUCUUGGAAUGGAACCCCCUGUUGGCCAAAGCAAUCAUGAAUGAUCCUGAUGUUAUCGCAUUCAAGCUCUGGAAUUUCAUUUUUAAAUCAACAAUGGACGAUUCUUCUUACACUCUUGGAAAGCGUAUGUGGCUGAGAUUCGAUUCUGUCCCGCUUCCACCUGUUUCUGCUGACAAGUUGUGGAAGACCGGAGCAGCCAGAGGUCCAAACAAAACCCUUGUGCAUGUAUACGGAGUUGUUUAUGCCGCCACCACCGUCCAAAGAAUUGCAUACAUGAGACGUGCUCGAUGCAAAGGAUGUGAUUAUGUCAAAGAUUUUGCCUUUAACGAAAAAUUGUCGUUCGGACGGAUUUGCUGUUCGUAUGGCCAAUUCGAAGAGGAUAAAUCCGCUUCAAUUUACAUAUCCUCUCAGGUAGGGGAAGUACUGUUAGGGCCUGUACCGACUCUCUCCAGUGAAGCUUUGCCAUUCCCGCAACUGAUCUUAAUUGUUUUGCAAGACGAUUUGGCCGGCCAAGUGCAAAUCGGCGACUCCAUGGCAGUUAUCGGCCACGCAUUUGCAGAAAUCAAAGAAUCUCAACCUUGUGAGAGAAAGUGCCUAAGCCGGCUCAAGGUGACUGCAAACAACAUAAUUCGUCCCUUCAAUUACAAAUCUUUAACCUUGACAAGCCAAAUUAUUGACCUCUGGCCCGAUAUACUCUUUCUGAACGAGCUCGGUAACAUUUCAUUGAAUGCUCUGUGCAAUUUUCUGUCUGCAAAUGGAGCUCAAACAAGGCUAAAUGCAUACUCCCUUGUUGCUCUGCUAAUAAGCCUGGUAGGAAGUGAAAAUGUAGCAAAUUUUCACAAUAAUAAUAAUAAUGAUGAGAGGAAGCGAAUUCAUAUAAUGUUAACUAGCAGAGGCCCCUGCGAGACUUUGUUCCGUCAAUUGCAGGCAGUAGCUGUUCUGUAUGGAGCGAGGAGUGUCCGCCAUAGCCCUUGCAACGAAAACCUUGAGUCAAAAUUGACGAAUUCGUGUUCCGGCGGUACUCAAAUUUUGCAGUCAGGUAGCUUAUCUCUCAGUAAUGACGGUAUAUUUCUCGUGGAUUUCUUCAGCUGUUCAAUCUCAAGAUCAGAUGCUAGAUUUUUCUGCCAAGCAAUGGAGAAGCCUAGUAUCCAAAUAAAGGAUUCUCAAGAUCUGUGCAUUCCUUGCAGGUCAACAGUAUGGGGAUCAUAUGCAAUUUUCAAGGACGAGACCUCCUUAAUUCCUUUAGACUUUCCAAAGGUGGCUCGCAAAGGUCCUACUAUCGAUCCCGAACUGAUCAAUAAGUUUGAAAUUAUUCUUUCCUCUGAAGAAGAAGAGGAUUUUCCUCGUAAAUAUGACAUGAUCGUUCAAUCCGGACGGUCAACCCAGUCUAUAGAAUUGCAAAAGCAUUUACAUUCGGCUUCAAAUAUCAAAUCAACGAAGAUCUCAGCCGGUGCGCAUGGCCUAAUUCGAACCUACUACCUUGCGCUUCGAAAGGCGAAAUCAUUCAUAAUACAGUCUGACGAUGUGUUUUCUCUACAAAGCCUUCUACGUGUCGCUUCAGCUUGCGCAAGAUUAUGCUUGCGUGAUGAAAUUUUGGAGAUUCCUGACGCAACUCUGGCAAUCCUUCUGUGCGAGAAAACUUAUACAGCCAAGUAUGGAUCGGCCGUCAUGGAUCAAUAUUCAAGCAGGCAAUUGUGUGAUUACGACAGGAAUUUGGAUAUGGAAAUCAAAGACUUCCAUCAUUAUCUUACGCGGAAUCUUCUGUCUAUACAACCUUCGUCUCUUUCAUCUCUAUAGUGUUGUCCGGUGGGAGUGGUCCCUCUAGUAGUGGUAUUAGCUAGUUAUUUUUAAUCCCGAGAUGUCCUUUAGGGUUGAAAGACAUCAUAGAAUACAAUAAUGUUCUUCGCGUUGUAGUUAAUGGCCCAAGAAUCCUACAGAUUUAAAUAAAAUGAAAAAUAAAGAGGAUUUUUCCAACA
Molecule: messenger RNA, 2218 nt
Organism: Cryptomeria japonica (Japanese cedar)
Lineage: Eukaryota; Viridiplantae; Streptophyta; Pinopsida; Cupressales; Cupressaceae
Exons: 6
Coding region: 99-2039 (646 amino acids)
Biological process (GO): double-strand break repair via homologous recombination
Cellular component (GO): MCM complex; nucleus
Molecular function (GO): ATP binding; single-stranded DNA helicase activity; single-stranded DNA binding
Source: RefSeq, a predicted model, not a curated record